Messenger RNA from Phragmites australis (common reed), 993 nucleotides. Its product is annotated as dehydrin DHN1-like. The record is from RefSeq and is a predicted model, not a curated record. Lineage: Eukaryota; Viridiplantae; Streptophyta; Magnoliopsida; Poales; Poaceae. The transcript is spliced from 2 exons. Bases 85 to 993 code for a protein of 302 amino acids. Gene Ontology annotation, biological process: response to water.
GACAAUUCAGUUCAGAACUCAGAAGCUUUGCCACGAUCAACAGUCACACAGAAGAAAAAGGCGAUCUAGCUUGUGAGUGAGGAGAUGGCGCACUACCAGCAGGGCCAGCACGGCCACCAGCAGGCCACCCGCGUCGACGAGUUCGGCAACCCGAUCACUGGCGGGCAUAGCGUUCUCGGGCGGACCGGCGGGCACGGCACCACGGGCACGGGUGCCCACGGCGCCACCGAGACCGGCAGCUACGACGCCGGGGGAUACAGCCCAACCGGCACAGGUGUGCACGACGCCGGGGGCUACGGUGGCUCUGGCCAGCCGGGUUAUGGCGCCACGGGUAUGAACAGGGGUGCUGGCACCGGGACUCACGGAACUGGUAUCGGCGCCACUGGCAUUGGUAUCCAUGAGGCUGGGGGUUUAGGCGGCGGGCUCACGGGUAUGCACGGUGCUAAUACGGGCGCCGGGACCCAUGGCACGGGCCACGGCGCUCACGGCGUCACAGGAACCCAUGGCGCCGCCGCCGGGGCGUACCCUCUUGGAGGCGAGCACAAGACCGGCGGCAUCCUUCACCGCUCAGGGAGCUCCAGCUCCAGCUCUUCAUCUGAGGACGACGGGAUGGGCGGGCGUAGGAAGAAAGGAAUCAAGGACAAGAUUAAGGAGAAGCUCCCCGGGGGUCACAAGGACACCCAGAGCCAGCCGGCGGUGGCCGGCGGGUACGGCAGGACUGCAGGGUACACCGGUACGACGACCGGCACAGGCUCCGGCGGGGCGUACGCACCGACGACCGACGGGACGCACGAGAAGAAAGGCAUGAUGGAGAAGAUCAAGGAGAAGCUCCCCGGCGGCAACAAGGACUACGACCAGCAGCACACCACGGCGACUGGCGGGUACGGGCCAGGGCUCACCGAGACCACCGGCACGUACGGGACGACGGAAGGGACGCACGAAAAGAAGGGCAUCAUGGAGAAGAUCAAGGAGAAGCUCCCCGGCCAGCACUGA